UCUAUGAUUUCCCGCCACCUCCCCAGGGUAGAGGGCUCGCUUGGGGCAAUGAGGGCAGGCCUCCCACAUCACUGAGGCUCUGGGCAGCUCUUGUCACCAAAACCAAACCCUUCGUUUGGCUCGGGAGCGUGCUAUGCCUCUUCAUCAGGUGCAUGACCGUGAUGCAAAACUUCUGCGUAGGUGGUUCCUGCGGUCGGCUGCAGCAUGCACAGCUCACCCCCGCGACUUUGGGUGGAUGGGGGCAUGUCAGCAGGACUUUGGGGCAGGGCAGCAAGGAACCCAACAGGCCUGGUGUGUACAAUGAACGCUUUUCCUUUGGCGUGAAAAGCAAAAAGGAAAGGAAGGUCGCUGAACCCUGGUGUUCCUGCCAUUAUAAAUCCUAAGAACGUUAGGUUGCCACAGCAGAUGAAAGGGAGAAUUUCUGUAAUCGCAGGUGAAAUGACUGAGUUAAGCUGUUGGGCAUCAUAUAUUGACUUACUCAGACCUUUAUUAGGUAUCACAACUAUUACAAUAAACUUGUCAGAUGAGUAUGGACAAGGGCAAAGGGACCAGUAGGUAUGUUUUGGUACACUUCUGUUGGCUUUAUUACACUUGAUUUAUUGAUACAUUUGUUUUAACCCACAGAUGGAUAGAAAACUUUUUUUCCCCCCCCAUUGACAAAUAGUAAGUGCAUUUCCUUCCUUACAGCUAAAGGCAGCACAUUUUUCACCCUUUUCUCACCAUGUUUCUGUCUGUCCACUCAGCAUACUGGAAAUGCUUUUCUUGAGGUUUGAGGAAAGGGAAAGCCCUAGUUUCUCUGCCUCAUCUGAGCUCUCACAGAAUCACAGAAUGUUAAGAGUUAGAAGGGACCUCGGGAGAUCACCCAGUCCAACCCUCCUGCUAAAGCAGGUUCACCCAGAGCAUGUUACACAGGAUAAGCUCCGUGGCAUUACAUCCAAGGACUUUGACAUCUCAUCACUUCUCAUCCGCUGUCGAGAAGCCAACGCUUGGCUCCCAGUCAUCUCAGAAUGCUGUCCUUGACUGCACGAGUAAGAGCACUUGACUGCUUGCCUGCUGCCUGUCAUUCCUGGGAUGAAUUCUUCCUAGGAUGGACGCUUGACAUUUUCUCCAGGAAAUCAGACAGUGGAUUUGCCUUUCAUAAAUUUUAUGAAAAGAUACGGCACUGUCUUCCUCAAUGCCUACACCAAUUCUCCAAUUUGUUGUCCUUCCCGUGCAGCUAUGUGGAGUGGUCUUUUCACUCAUUUAACAGAAUCUUGGAAUAACUUCAAAGGUCUAGAUCCAGAUUAUGUAACGUGGAUGGAUCUCAUGGAGAAGCACGGCUACCACACACAGAAGUAUGGGAAAUUGGACUAUACCUCUGGGCAUCAUUCAGUAAGUAACCGUGUGGAAGCCUGGACUAGGGAUGUUGACUUCCUGCUCCGGCAAGAAGGCAGACCCAUGGUAAAUCUUACUGGUGAUAGGAAGCAUGUGAGAGUGAUGGAAGCAGAUUGGCGUAAUACUGAUAAAGCAGUAAACUGGAUAAAGGAAGAAGCCAUUAACCUUACUCAACCAUUUGUUCUCUACUUGGGAUUAAAUUUACCACACCCAUAUCCAUCACCUUCUGCUGGAGAAAAUUUUGGAUCCUCUACAUUUUUAACAUCUCCCUAUUGGCUUGAAAAGGUAACUUACGAAGCUAUUAAAAUACCCAAGUGGUCUUCUCUUUCAGAGAUGCAUCCUGUAGACUAUUACUCAUCUUACACCAAGAAUUGCACAGGAGAUUUUACAAAGCAAGAAGUGAGAAAUAUUAGAGCAUUUUAUUAUGCUAUGUGUGCGGAGACAGAUGCCAUGCUGGGUGAGAUUAUUUCAGCCCUGAGAGACACUGGGCUUCUUAAAAAAACAAUCGUUAUAUUCACAGCAGAUCAUGGAGAACUUGCUAUGGAACACCGGCAGUUCUAUAAAAUGAGCAUGUAUGAAGGAAGUUCCCAUGUUCCUCUCUUAGUUAUGGGGCCAGGCGUACAAGAACAGCAGCAAGUACCAGAUGUGGUAUCUCUCGUGGAUAUAUAUCCUACUAUGCUUGAACUGUAUAUAGCAAGAAUUCCUGUCCCACAGAACCUCAGUGGGUAUUCUCUUACACCGCUGCUGCGUGGAAAGGCUGAAAAUGAAUUGCCUCGGCCCUCGUGGGUGUUGAGUGAGUUCCACGGGUGCAACGUGAAUUCUUCCACGUACAUGCUUCGAACUGGCAAAUGGAAAUAUAUCGCGUACUCAGAUGGCCGUUCGGUACUUCCACAACUGUUCGACCUAACUGCUGAUCCAGAUGAGCUAACGAACGUGGCCAUAAAAUUCCCAAUAAUUGUACGUUCCUUGGACAAAAUACUCCGCUCUGUGGUAAACUACCCAAAGGUUUCUUCCCAUGUUCAGGACUACAACAAAAGACAGUUUAUCAGUUGGAAACAAAGUUUGGGUCAGAAUUACUCAAAUGUCAUUGCCAACCUUAGGUGGCAUCAAGACUGGUUAAAGGAACCAAAAAAAUAUGAGAAUGCAAUUGACAAGUGGCUUAGUCAAUACUACUACUGGAACAUGUGUGCAAGUGAAGAGGAAUCUGGUCUGCUCACUGUCAGAAAUUAAAAAAAAAGACACAAACCAAACCCCUCUGACCAGACCUGUGAGUAGAGCAGUUCUCUGAAAAGUUGGCAGUGUGAUUCACAUAGCGUAAGAUGAAAACUGCUUGAGUAAAUCUCCGUUACGCAGUUGGAUUCUCCGGGUAAAUGUUUUAAUGUGCAUCAGCGAGUGGAGAACUGGGACCUGCAGCGUACGCAGAGGAGAUGCAAUUGAAGCUUGCAGGAAAGGUUAACAUAAAAAUACUAUUUUGCAUUUUUCCAGAGAUGUGAUAAAAAACCAAAGCAGUUUUUGGAAGGAGGUAAGGUUUGGCUAGUAACUCUUCUGCUUACAGAAAAACAUAAUCGUAGUGGCACUGAGCUUGCUUACUCUUGAUCACAGUUGUUGCCGCUAUAGUAACAAUUCAGGAUCACAGAAUCCCAGAAUCCCAGCCUGGCGGGGGCUGGCAGGGCCCCCCAGAGC
This is a messenger RNA of Egretta garzetta (little egret), 3057 nucleotides long. It is a transcript of the gene ARSK, whose product is annotated as arylsulfatase family member K. Bases 1147 to 2604 code for a protein of 485 amino acids. The record is from RefSeq and is a predicted model, not a curated record. The transcript is spliced from 10 exons. NCBI's taxonomy places the organism in Eukaryota, Metazoa, Chordata, Aves, Pelecaniformes, Ardeidae.